AUGUUCGCUGCCAAGCAGCAGAGGUCGCAGAUCCGGCAGACCUUCGGCUCGCAUUACGAUCGCCACGCGAGUCCAGUGCGCAACACGCGCAGCAGUGGCGAGUCCUACCCCUCCUCGAGCCGCAGCGCAAGACGCGCCGCGGAGGCGAAGGAGCGGGACGCGGAGUUCGGGCGGCGCUGGGUGAGUGACAUGGUCGGUGGCAUCGCCUGCUCGGAGCGGCACCGGGCCGAGGACGUGAAAUGGAGGCAGCUCGAGGUCCUCUUCGGCGAGGUGCCGUCCUGGGCGGACCAUCUGCCCGCCGGCACCCGCCAGGAGGAUCUGCUGCCGGCUGACGUGGACAAGAG
Prorocentrum cordatum is the source of this 344-nucleotide messenger RNA. Lineage: Eukaryota; Dinophyceae; Prorocentrales; Prorocentraceae. The record is from the annotation of a GenBank genome assembly.